Messenger RNA from Cryptococcus amylolentus CBS 6039, 799 nucleotides. RefSeq lists its product as hypothetical. The coding region runs from base 179 to 799 and encodes 206 amino acids. Gene Ontology annotation, biological process: small GTPase-mediated signal transduction. The transcript has 10 exons. Gene Ontology annotation, molecular function: GTPase activity; GTP binding. The record is from RefSeq and is a predicted model, not a curated record. Lineage: Eukaryota; Fungi; Basidiomycota; Tremellomycetes; Tremellales; Cryptococcaceae.
CAAGAAUCUCCGGCCUCUCUGUUCUCGUCCAUUCCACUCUCUAUAUCACUGUUGAAUCUGUGACAAGGCAUACUCGACUCGUCUUCCCGCAGACCCUGAUAGACCGACGCUCGGCCCUCUUUCACUUUUUCCCGACCCCUCAGGCUCUCGUCAAGCAUCUCGUAUAAAUCAAAACACUAUGGGCGCCAAACCAAUAUCGCGCAAACUCGUCGUGCUCGGAGAUGGUGCUUGUGGCAAGACUUCGCUAUUGACGGUAUUCACCAAAGGAUACUUUCCCACAACAUACGAACCGACAGUAUUUGAGAAUUAUGUGGAGAUGAUGGAAGUGGAUGACCAGGUAGUCGAGCUGAGUUUGUGGGAUACUGCUGGACAAGAAGAGUUUGACCGGCUACGCUCGCUUUCCUACGCUGAUACGCACUGUGUGAUGCUUUGCUUUUCGGUGGAUUCACCGGUAUCGCUGGAGAAUACCGAGUCCAAGUGGAUACACGAGAUCAACGAGUUUUGCCCCGGGGUCAAGAUUAUCCUUAUCGCUCUGAAAUGCGACUUGCGAGACGACGACGGCGUAAGAGAUAGACUGGCGAGACGGAAUCUGCAUACAGUGACAUACGACGAGGGGCUGGCGACUGCACGGACUAUCCGCGCGAGCCGUUACUUGGAAUGCUCUGCCAAGCACAACCGUGGGGUGCGGGAGGCUGUCUACGAGGCUGCGCGGGUGGCGGUCGGGAGCCGGGCGAAGGGUGGGGGCUCAGGGGGGCGGCUGAAAGGGGAGGGAUGGAAGGACAAGUGCGUGGUGUUGUAG